CAGCACGGAUGUGGCCACCCCUGGCCACAGCCCCAAGUGUUCCCUGGUGGGCCAUACUCACUGAGCUCCUCCUCCUCCUCCUCCUCCUCACCCUGCUGCCGUGGAAGGACAUGAAUGAACCCUCAAACCUCUGGUCCAGGAGUCACCACAGCUGUCAGCAGAACAACUUGGAGCGUCCGCCCUUCCUGCCGCCAGUGGUCAGAGACUCUCUCUUCUGCCACACGGUCUGCAUGUCGGCAAGGCACUACAUCGGACUCCACUACAACCUCCACAACCUCUACGGACUGUCAGAGACGAGUGCCACCAACGCAUCCCUCCAGUAGGCUGAGAAGAAGCUCCAGAGCCUGGCCCCGGAGAUGGAGGGGCAGCGGCGGGCCAGGAAGCCCUCCGGCUCUGAGACGUGUGGCGUCACAACCAACAACUCCGCGUGCAGGGCGGGCUUAGAGAAAGGCUUUACACAGACCCUGGAUAAUGCUCCUGGUCUUGUUCCUCUUCUUGUUCUUCUUCUUCUUCUUCCUCUUUACCUUAGUCAUGCUGCAUUAUGAAUCCUGUUAAUUAAUAUAUCCUCUUCUUCUUUACCUUAGUCAUGCUGCGUUAUGAAUC
Molecule: messenger RNA, 603 nt
Organism: Eriocheir sinensis (Chinese mitten crab)
Lineage: Eukaryota; Metazoa; Arthropoda; Malacostraca; Decapoda; Varunidae
Product: lysosomal alpha-glucosidase-like
Exons: 3
Coding region: 9-323 (104 amino acids)
Biological process (GO): carbohydrate metabolic process
Molecular function (GO): alpha-1,4-glucosidase activity
Source: RefSeq, a predicted model, not a curated record